AUCAGGGAGGGGAGCAGAAGAGGAAAGACAGAGGGGGAGAAAGGAGAAGUGCCCGCCGAGUGCCGGGCGCGCGUCCCGACCAGCGCGCCCAGAGUCCGGGCAGCCAGGACCGAGGCCGAGCCACGAUGCCACGCUCGUUCCUGGUGAAGAGCAAGAAGGCGCACACCUCCCACCGGCCGCGCGCACGGGAGGACGGCCCGCUCUGGCCGCCGGUCCUGGGCCCCGCGCCGCAGCAGCAGGGCCUGGGCGCCAACCCUGUCCUCAGCGCGCUGCCCCCGAGCCCUGGCCUGGGCUGGGCCCCCCUCAAGCGGGGGCCGGAGCUGGACCCGGAGCCGAGCCUGCCCAGGACAGCCUUGCUGCCAGAAUGUGCCGCGGUGAGGCCCCACGCCGUGGACAGGGACUCACCACCCUCCGACUGCCCCCCGUUCUACAAGCCAAGCUUCUCCUGGGACACCCUGGCCGCCACCUACAGCCACAGCUACGGGCAGGCCGCCUCCACCAUGCAGUCCGCCUUCCUGGAGCGGGCCGUCAGCCUGUACGGCAGCCCCCUGGUGCCCAGCGCUGAGCCAGCCCUGGACUUCAGCGUCCGCUACUCCCCGGGCCUGGACACGUACCACUGCAUCAAAUGCAACAAGGUCUUCUCCACGCCCCACGGGCUGGAGGUGCACGUCCGCCGCUCCCACAGCGGGACCAGGCCCUUCGCCUGCGACGUCUGCGGCAAGUCCUUCGGGCACGCGGUGAGCCUGGAGCAGCACACGCUCGUCCACUCGCAGGAGCGCACGUUCGAGUGCCGCAUGUGCGGGAAGGCCUUCAAGCGCUCGUCCACGCUGUCCACGCACCUGCUCAUCCACUCGGACACGCGGCCCUACCCCUGCCAGUUCUGCGGCAAGCGCUUCCACCAGAAGUCAGACAUGAAGAAGCACACGUACAUCCACACGGGCGAGAAGCCGCACAAGUGCCAGGUGUGCGGGAAGGCCUUCAGCCAGAGCUCCAACCUCAUCACGCACAGCCGGAAGCACACGGGGUUCAAGCCCUUCAGCUGCGAGCUGUGCGCCAAGGGCUUCCAGCGCAAAGUGGACCUGCGGCGGCACCGGGAGAGCCAGCACAACCUCAAGUGAGGCCGCGCCCCCGGGAGCCCCCACCCGACAGCCUGGCCCGGCUGUGUGACCUCAGGCACUCACUCUCCCCCUCUGGGCCAACUCUCCUCCUGCGGCGAGAGCCGGACCUCUCCUGAGCCGACUAAAGCUGUGAAAGACGCGGGUGCGCCCCAGGGCAGAGCCCAAGGUCACAGUCACCCGCUGCGGGGCCUGGGCUGGCCGGACAGAGUUCAUCCCACCGGCCUCUGCGCGCUGACCGGUCCCGCUGCCCAGCUUCCC
Sorex araneus (European shrew) is the source of this 1376-nucleotide messenger RNA. RefSeq names its product growth factor independent 1B transcriptional repressor (gene GFI1B). The transcript has 7 exons. The record is from RefSeq and is a predicted model, not a curated record. The coding region runs from base 126 to 1118 and encodes 330 amino acids. Gene Ontology annotation, molecular function: DNA-binding transcription factor activity, RNA polymerase II-specific; RNA polymerase II cis-regulatory region sequence-specific DNA binding. Lineage: Eukaryota; Metazoa; Chordata; Mammalia; Eulipotyphla; Soricidae. Gene Ontology annotation, biological process: regulation of transcription by RNA polymerase II. Gene Ontology annotation, cellular component: nucleus.